Molecule: messenger RNA, 2752 nt
Organism: Planococcus citri (citrus mealybug)
Lineage: Eukaryota; Metazoa; Arthropoda; Insecta; Hemiptera; Pseudococcidae
Exons: 7
Coding region: 349-1839 (496 amino acids)
Source: RefSeq, a predicted model, not a curated record
GAUUCAGAGGAAUCGCACCAUUUUAAUUACGUAUUACAUAUCAUCCAUUUUAUCAGAAAACUAAAGAAUCAACAAGAGAAGACGGUCAAGAGAAGAGUUGGAAACUGUGCUUUCGUGUGGGUUUGAAUAAUUAUUUAUCGGAAUUGUUUUUGGUUCAUUUUAGGCGUUAAUUUUUUCACGUUUGAUCGUUCAACUCUUUUCCUCGCAUAAUUUUAUCUCGCGUCGAAAUCGAUUCGGUGUUUAGUUCGAAAAGUGAUUUCAAAGUUGACCUGUGAACUCCAUAGUUGUUGAUGUUGGGCAUAACAUAUUCGUAAUCAUUAACGGGAAAUAAAAGUACAUUCGUAAUGUAUGGUAAUGGCUGAUUGUCCGUACAACAAGAUAGCAGUCAUGCAAUUAUUUUACGAAUUGAAGCAAAAAUUUCCUACCAUUCCGGAUCAAGUAGUGACAGACUUUAUGCAUCAGGUGGCGUACAACCGAGAAGAAUGCGAAAGAAAAUUAAUUAAGGAAUAUCAACGUUAUCAGCUGCAUAGUUACCCGAUUGGCAUCGUUGAUAAAAUGACGGAAGGAAACAAAGAACGUCCUAAAACGUUAUCGCUGCAAAGUGUCGUUGAUACGACUCCGACGUCGACAUUUCGGCGAUAUUCGCGAGACGGUCGUGUUCGCGAAGCGGUCUCAAUCGAAGAAGUGGAAUCCGGUUCGCGAGCGUCGGACGCGGAUAAAAACUACGAUAUGGAUUUGCGGCGCGAUUCGUCGAUUCGUGAAAAUGAAGGUGCGAAAUGCGCGAGUUACGAGAAAGGUGAAGGUGAUCGCGACGUAGUCGAUGUUAGCGAAUCGGUGAAAAAUAUCGAGAUAUCGAGUAACCAGUCGGAUGUGUUUGUUAGUGAUCUCAAGUUACGUUUCGAAAAUGAUAAUUGCGGCUGCGAAAGAACUAGUUUACGUGUUCGGUAUAAGAAAAAUGGCGGCGGUGCUUCGCAUUCGGCGCCUACGACGCCUUCCUCUUUCCAGAAGUGUAUCGCGAGCGAAAACGACGCGCGGAAACAUCGUUCAUCGUUGACGGUAGAUCGUUCGGUCGCUUCGCCGAGUUCCGAAAUCAAAAGACCGUUUACGUCAGUCAAUCUUACCCUGCGACCGCCGUGUUCGGAACGACAACCGGCGCCGAUCAAUAUCCUAACCAAGGGAUCCAAUUUGACCUAUUCUGCGUGCAGCUAUAAUUCCAAACAAGGCUACCAAAAUCAGCUGCAAAUCAGUAUAAGCGAAGAAGGCAAUACUACGCUGUCAGCGUCUCGUACGAAGGCACCUUCGCCUAAGGCCAUUCCAACCAUCGAACCUCAAGUCGAAUGUGAUACAGAAGUUGAUGAUACGUGUUCCAGUAUCGUGCCGGGGUUCAUUCAACCCUUAUCGUCCACUACUGAAAUAAGACUGCAAGAACAGAUUAAACGCAAGAAUAUUCUGAAACGGGAACUGGAUCGAGAUAAAUUGAAACUUCACCGGAUGCGUCAAGAUAUCGAAACUUUAGAGAUAGACUUGCAAAAUAGAAGAAAAGUUCCGGUCGUUUCGAAAGAAAUCUUAGCUUUAAGAGCGGAAGUUCGUACUUUACAAAUGGCCUGUGCUCAAAUCAAUGAUCAAAUAGAUAUGGCCGAACAACCCUGCAACAUGUAUUUACCUGCUGCUGUCGAUAAUGGUAAUUGGACAUGUCUUAUGUGUACGUUCAAGAAUCAUCCGAUGUUACCAAAAUGUGAGCAAUGUGAUAUGGCCAAAGCCGAGUUCAGUUUAUUACCGAAUAUUAUCAGACCACAUACAGCUUCACCACAGUUACCAGCCAUACAUCCUCGCGUGUAGAUAGACUAGAAAAAUUCGUGUGGUUAUGGUUUUUUACUUUGUUUUCACGAUGUUUUAACCAAGAAUUGAAUGGUUACAUUGCCGGUUGAAUCGUUCACGUGAAUUGUAUCAAGAGUCAAGACGACGCGACGGUUCGGAUUCGAAGCUGUACAGAUGAAGAUUGGUUAAAAUUUGAAGACUUCGUAUAUCUUUUACAUUCCUCGAUAUUUAUUAACCGUUUUGUUGUUAGUCGUGUCACGAGAUAAUGUCAACACUAGGGUUUCGAUUUCGAAACGGGUGAAAGUUAUAUAAAAUUAUUUUUUCGAAAGGUAGUUAUGUGUAUGGCGCAAUAUUAAACAUUAAGUUCCUAUUGUAAAUUUUUUUCGUUUUGUUUCAUUUUUUUUUCUUUUUUUGUUAUUGCGUAUUGUUAAAGUUGGGGUUAUUUUACCUGUUUCACGCGAAGGUAGUUUUAUUUUGAAUUCGAAGAAAAUUAUUUUGAUUAAUGAAUAAUAGAUGAUUUUAUUCAAAAGAGCUUUUAAUGUUUCAUGUCUUUCAUAAUGUUCUCAUUUACCGAAAACUUUUCCAAAGCAAUAAUUAGGUAUUCACAUUUACGUGCCUAAUAAAUGGAGUAUGAUUGAAAAGUACAAUCGUACGAUAUUGUUGAAAAACGAAUUAUUUAUUUAGACGAAACUCUAUUUAAAAUAAUGAUUUGAUCGUUUCGAUAAUAGAAAAAAUUGUCUUCCUAGACGAGCUUUAUUCUGAAUCCGGUAUUUAAGGAUACACUUUCAUUUUUAUAAGUAUUUUAUUAUUGUAUAAUGAACUUAUUGAAUUUAUUAUAUGACCGAUGUGAAGUUGUCGGUUUUUUUGUGUUGUUCUUACUUGAUAUUUUAUUCAAAGAAUUAAAUAAAAUUGUAUAAUUUUAUUGAAAAUUUAA